Molecule: messenger RNA, 597 nt
Organism: Protopolystoma xenopodis
Lineage: Eukaryota; Metazoa; Platyhelminthes; Monogenea; Polystomatidea; Polystomatidae
Source: the annotation of a GenBank genome assembly
AUGCAGCUCGACCGUCAGUUGGAUCAACUGAAGGGGGAAAUAUGUCCUCAGCCGUCCACCACCAACUUUGGCCUGUCGAGGCAGCAUCAUGUUUCCUUCUUCGGCUCGUCAGUUCCCGUUGGCAUGAAGAUGAGCAAGACUGAUCUUGAUUGUCUGUACUGCUAUUGUGUACGCUUUUCGGGGAGAAUGGGAAACUUGAUUGGUCUGUUCUGCAUCGUCUCGAGAACAGACCGUUUUCCUGCCAGAUUAGUGAUUCAUGCCUCGUCUGCGUCUCGUAUGCUGACGGACAAAAAAGGUUUUGCUGCAAAUGCAGUCAGGCGUGGGGGCAUGAAAGAGAGACAGCAGAAGCGAAGCAGUGGUCGCGUUGUGGAAGACCUUCUCUUGCGGCAUAUCCUGUCGCCGAAGCACUUCUGCCUUCAACUUUGUGAGACGGAAGCUGUUGCCGGGACUGGGCCACAGAAGAUGGGCCGACACGUCAGGGAGCCGAGACGAGGCUGUGGCCAACUGGCUGUCGACGGCCUCCUCUUUAUCACGAAUCGGUCAAAUGUCCGAAACCGGAUGUUGCUGGGAAAAUAUAAAAGAUGGCAAUUAGAAUAG